This is a messenger RNA of Ricinus communis (castor bean), 1206 nucleotides long. RefSeq names its product peroxidase 21. Lineage: Eukaryota; Viridiplantae; Streptophyta; Magnoliopsida; Malpighiales; Euphorbiaceae. The transcript is spliced from 5 exons. Gene Ontology annotation, molecular function: heme binding; peroxidase activity. The coding region runs from base 79 to 1065 and encodes 328 amino acids. Gene Ontology annotation, biological process: hydrogen peroxide catabolic process; response to oxidative stress. The record is from RefSeq and is a predicted model, not a curated record.
AUCCCAACUCCCUCGGUUCCCAACACACAAAGCCAAAAACGAUACCUAAAAAUAUACAGACCAUUCUGAGGCUAGGAGAUGGCCACCUUCAGGCAUUUUGGCAGCUCAAACUUCUUUUUUCUGUUAUUACCGUUACUCUUGCAGAUUCAUUUUGGUAAAAGCCAACUCCAAUUAAACUACUAUACACAAAGUUGUCCAAGAGCUGAAGAGAUCAUCAAGCAGCAAGUCAUUAACCUGUACAAUAAGCAUGGAAAUACAGCCGUUUCCUGGGUUAGGAAUCUCUUUCAUGAUUGUAUAGUGAAGUCAUGCGAUGCAUCGCUAUUGCUAGAGACGGUGAGUGGAAUUGAAUCCGAGAAAGCAUCAUCAAGAAGCUUUGGAAUGAGGAAUUUUAAGUACGUAAACACCAUCAAACAGGCCCUUGAGACUGAAUGCCCCCUGACAGUCUCUUGUGCUGAUAUUGUCGCCCUCUCCGCAAGAGAUGGUAUUGUCAUGCUAGGAGGGCCGAGAAUUGAAAUGAAAACAGGGAGGAGGGACAGCAAGGAAAGCUACGCAGCAGUGCUAGAAAGCUUCAUCCCCAAUCACAACGACACCAUGUCGUUAGUCCUUGAUCGUUUUCAAUCCGUUGGCAUUGACGCUGAAGGAACAGUUGCUCUACUUGGAGGCCACUCUGUAGGCAGAGUACAUUGCGCAAACUUAGUGCAAAGACUCUACCCUACAGUUGAUCCAACAUUGGACCCUGACUAUGCCGAGUACCUGAAAGGGAGGUGUCCGACUCCUGAUCCUGACCCUGAAGCAGUUCUAUACGCAAGAAAUGACCGAGAAACACCCAUGAUUCUUGACAAUUUUUACUACAAGAACUUGUUGAAGCACAAGGGGUUACUCUCAGUAGACCAACAACUGGCUUCUGAUCCCAUCACAUCUCCUUUUGUUGAACGUAUGGCUGCCGACAAUGGCUACUUCCAGGAUCAAUUUUCUAGGGCAGUGCUCUUGUUAUCGGAGAACAAUCCGCUUACCGGUGAGGAAGGAGAGAUAAGAAAGGACUGCCGCUAUGUGAAUAGCAAUUAGCAACAUACUAGUGUGUCGAUUACAGUUUGCUUGCCAAGAAGUGAAGUGUUUAAAAUAAUAAGCAAUACAAAUACAAGUUCAAGAAAAUUGUAACAGUGGACGGGCCUUGCCAUUUUAUGGAAAUCCAAUGUUUCUUGUAAA